GAUUCUGCGAGCCAAUGGGGAGGCUGCUCUCAGUUUCACUUCCUGGUUUGGUUUGUUGUGUUCUCUGCAUUGAUCAUGGCUGCUGAGGGAGAUUUCCUGGCGAGAUACCGUGCCGUGUCAAAUAAGCUGAAGAAACGUUUUCUCCGGAAGCCGAACGUCGCGGAGGCGAGUGAGCAGUUUGGUCAGCUGGCUAAGGAGCUGAAGCAGCAGGACUGCCUUCAGUAUGCUGCCUUCUGUAACCUGGCCAUGGCUCGGUGUGAGCAGACUCUGUUUAACGCCCCGGGGGAGGCUCUGGCGUUGACCGAUGCGGCCCGCCUCUUCCUCUCCUCUGAGAAGGAGAACAGGGCGCUGCAGGCUCCGGGCUUUGACGAGCACCUUCAAGCUGCGCUCAACUGCUACAGCUUCGCCGUCAAGGUGCACAUCGAGAUGAACCAGCCUGUGAUGGCAGCCAGCCUGUGUCUAGAACUCGGCAAUGCCCUCAAGGAGAUGAACCGACCAGGAGAGGCUAUCGUUCACUUCCAGAGGGCUGCAGAGCUGCAAACACAGACGCCGAUUGAAAAUCUGCUGUCCAUGGGGGAAAUGGCCACGUGUAAAAUUCUCACCCGUGACUACGACGGGGCUCUGUCGGUGUUCACAGAGAUGCAGCUGACGUGUCAGGAGAGAGGGCUGCAGCUACCGGGCAUCAACACCCCUGUUGGGGCGUUUUUGGACAUUGUGGCAAAAUGUGAAAUCUCCAGAGUUCUGCUGCUGAUGUUUCUUGAGCCUCCUCCUCAGAAACUGUUACCGGAACACGGCCAGACCCUGGAGAGAUACGCAUGGGAGUCUUUUGAGCCUCACAGCCAAGUGACCUUCCUCCCGGAGAAUGUUUUCCUGCUCCUGCAGUCGGUCGUGAUGGCGUGUCAGGAGAAAGACACAGAGUCCCUCAAGUCUCUUCAGAUUGAGCUUUGGCCCUUUCUGACAGCGGAGCAGAAUCACCUUCUCCACCUGGUGGUUCAGGAGCGCAUCACACCGUCUGGACAGGGCAUUUAGGGAGCCGGGGUCUUACUCACUUCCUCUGGGACUGACUCUGUAUAUAAUGGAACAUUCCUCUCUCUGACUGGGCCUGUUGUUUUAAACUGGCACUGACAGAAACGCUGCCCCACACACUCGUGUUUCAGGCUGAAAAGCUAAACGUAUUUGGUAGGACUGCGUGUUGACUUUUUUUUUGUAGGGAUUCUGAUUUAAAUUCAAAUGAAUUUGAAUGAGAUCUCUGAUGCUCUGGAGACACUGAACUAAUGAAUUCAUAUGUAUUAUACAACAGACUUUAGUUGUACUUAAAUAGUUUAAUAGAGGAAACACAAAAGCUUUUGGUAUAAUUAGUUUUAUUAAUAAAUGAUAUGGCUUUAAUUCCAAUAUAAUUACAAAUAAAUCCUACUGCAGAAUUUUUUUAAUAUGGUGAAAUUAAAUCACCUCGAUCUUGGUUCAGUUAAUGUUCACCUGUACACAUCGCAUGUACUUUUCUGAUAAUAGCAGCCAACUACACACAGAAAAUCAGAAAAAGAAAACAGUACAAAAUGUUAUAAAAAUAUAAUGGUUACAAUGUGCAUUAAAAAGGAUAAUUAUGCCCCAGAAGUAGAAUGAGAAUACAUGAUUAAAGCUACUUGUGCUGUAUAAUGAG
Messenger RNA from Gasterosteus aculeatus aculeatus (three-spined stickleback), 1657 nucleotides. It is a transcript of the gene f8a, whose product is annotated as coagulation factor VIII associated. Gene Ontology annotation, molecular function: protein binding. Gene Ontology annotation, cellular component: early endosome. Gene Ontology annotation, biological process: vesicle cytoskeletal trafficking. Lineage: Eukaryota; Metazoa; Chordata; Actinopteri; Perciformes; Gasterosteidae. The record is from RefSeq and is a predicted model, not a curated record.